UUGCGUAUGUUUUGUGGGCGGGGCUCGAUGGCUAACGGCACCACACCGGACACCGGGCGAAUUCAGCUGCUACGUCUUGAAUGUUGAAGAUGGCCGGAAGCAAGUCUUACACUAUAGUUGAGUAUUUCGGAGGGGGUGAUGGAUAUCGCUGUGGAUAUUGUAAAAAUGAUAAGGGAAACCUUUCUCACGGGAUGUGGUCUCACACCAUGACAGUCCAAGACUAUCAAGACCUCAUAGACAGAGGAUGGAGGAGAAGUGGAAAAUAUGUCUACAAACCAAUUAUGAACAAGACGUGCUGUCCACAGUAUACCAUCAGAUGUCAUGCACUGAAAUUCCAGCCUUCCAAAUCACACAAAAAAAUCCUUAAGAAGAUGAGCAAAUUUAUUUCUAAAGGGGAAUUACCGAAAGGACAGAGUGAUGGGGAGCCGAUGGACUCUGUGGGUGGAGAAACAGGCCCACAGGAGCCCACUGAAGUCUGUCUCUUAAAAGUGCAGAGUGCUGUCAUCACAGACAUUCAGAAGGAGGUGGCAGAGUGUCCUGCUGUCACAGAAGUUCAGGAGAGCGUAGCCGGGGGCAUGCCUGCUGGGUCAGAAACAUCACAGAAGAAUUCUCCAUCUGUCUCAGGUGGGAGAAUACCAGCCCCCAAGCACGGGAUGGGAGCUGAUCCCAGCCGAGCACCGUGUCGAAAGGCCAAAGACUUGAGGAAGGAGCGGCGCCUACAGAAAGAGCAGAUGAGACAACACGCUGAAGGGGUGUCCUCCAUAGUCUCUCCCACUCCCCCGCAGAUGACCCAACCCAAAGGCCUGGAAGAUUUCAUCAACCAGUCACUGCCUGAAAACGCUGCUCAUUCCCUUGAGGUGAGGCUAGUGCCGGUCGACUUUGAGGACCCUCAGUUCACAGCGUCCUAUCAGCAGUCGGUGGAACUGUACGCCCGCUACCAGAUGGCCAUUCAUGGCGAUGACCCCAGCGAAUGUAGUGAGAGUGAGUUCCGGAGGUUUCUCUGCGAUUCACCACUAGAGGCGGAAUCUUCUCCAGAUGGGCCUGAGAUGGGCUACGGUUCAUUCCACCAGCAGUACUGGCUCGACGGCCGCAUCGUGGCGGUGGGGGUGAUCGAUGUCCUGCCUAACUGUGUGUCCUCUGUCUACUUGUACUACCAUCCAGACUUUGCCUCGCUUUCUUUGGGCUCCUACUCUGCUCUCAGGGAGAUCGCAUUCACCAGGCAGCUGCAGAAACAGUCCCCCAAGCUGUGUUACUACUACCUGGGCUUUUAUAUUCACUCCUGUCCCAAGAUGCGUUAUAAGGGGCAGUACCGGCCUUCAGACCUCCUCUGCCCAGAAACCUACAUGUGGGUACCAAUAGAGCGUUGCAUACCCCAGCUGGAGGACUCUCGCUAUGCUCGUUUGAACCAGGAUCCUGAUGCAGGAGACUGUCGAGCGCUGAAGGAGGUGGGCAGAGCUCUGGUGCUACACAGACGGGCCGUUAUGCCCUACGCGGCCUACGCCCGCAAACGCAGGGGCUCCAGCGACGAGACGGAGGUGCAGCAGUACGCCAGCUUGGUGGGCCAGGACUGUGCUGAAAGGAUCCUGCUGUACCGGGCCUGAGACGUGCAGCAUGACAGCACUACACCUUUGGUUCUACCUAAUGUACUGUGUGUCCUCACUGUAUGUGAAAGUGCUUUCUGCUGCCUCCCCUGUAGCUCACUGUCUGCUUUAUUGCAUUUACUCAUCCAAACACUGGCCUCGUUAUCAAUGACAUCUCAUUAAUUGUGUUAUGUCUGCAGCAUCCCUUCUCGGUUUAGCUUCUGUGGUUUUUUUUUUCCUUGGUCUGAUCUGACGUCUGACGAGGCCCAGUCCCUUGAACUGCUCUGUUCAGUGCGGUGUUGAGUCCUGUUUCACCAGAGCUUUGAGCUGCACAGAGGCCACAGCUCAGCUUUGGAUGGCGUUUGAAGAGCAUGUGAAUGUCCAGUGUCCUUGGAGAAGGGUUUUUGCCUACUUAUCACAUCACAGCCCCAAACUUGAGAAUGACUCAGGUUUUUAUUGAUGGCUUUCUAUGAAGCAAAGAGCUCACUGUUUUAAUAUUUUUUUCAGUGAUUUUUCAUCUUUAUUUGAUUUUGAUUUAAUAACAACACUUAUUUGAUUGAACCAAAUAAAGGGGUGGUCUACUCCCUGA
Betta splendens (Siamese fighting fish) is the source of this 2169-nucleotide messenger RNA. RefSeq names its product arginyl-tRNA--protein transferase 1. Gene Ontology annotation, molecular function: arginyl-tRNA--protein transferase activity. NCBI's taxonomy places the organism in Eukaryota, Metazoa, Chordata, Actinopteri, Anabantiformes, Osphronemidae. The record is from RefSeq and is a predicted model, not a curated record. Gene Ontology annotation, cellular component: cytoplasm. Bases 81 to 1601 code for a protein of 506 amino acids. Gene Ontology annotation, biological process: protein arginylation. The transcript is spliced from 12 exons.